Messenger RNA from Tupaia belangeri chinensis (Chinese tree shrew), 2692 nucleotides. RefSeq names its product chromosome unknown C6orf62 homolog (gene CUNH6orf62). Bases 1126 to 1920 code for a protein of 264 amino acids. The record is from RefSeq and is a predicted model, not a curated record. The transcript has 6 exons. Lineage: Eukaryota; Metazoa; Chordata; Mammalia; Scandentia; Tupaiidae.
UGCCGCUGAGGGCGAGGGCGGGCGGGCUGGGAGGGUGGACAGGUGGCCCCGGGCACGGCCUGGGCUCGAGACCCGGCCCUCCGCGCAGCGAGGCCCACGACAGGGUAGCCGCCGCCGCCGGCAGGGUCGCAGGGAAGGCUCCCGGGGGAUGUAGGGCUCCUCGCGGGGCUGGGCGAGUCGGACCGAGCCGCAGCGCUGCCUCCUCCGGCGUCACGCCCUUCCCUCUGCCACCAUGCUUCUCCUGGGCAGCAGCGUGAGCCGCCGCCUGAGGCUGAGAAUGUGGGUGCUGGGGACGCCGCAGCUGACGCGUCUGUCCUUCCGCACGGCUGCUCGGGGCAGCAGCUGCCCGCGCCCGGCGAACACUGUGUUUGACUGCAGGGAAACCCUGGCCCGCGCCCCUUCCUUCACCGGUUUCGCUCCCUUCUCUUUGCUCACCACCAAGUGCACUCAAUAACACGCACUGACGGCCCGUAGCAGUAGUGGAAUCUGAAAUAACUAAGCAUCAAGUAGGCGCUGCGGCCAUGGGUCUGGCUGGGUAAGAUCCGAUCGGAUAUUUCAGUUUCAUUCACCUGCCCUGUUUCGGUGGUUGGUUUGUUUUUUGGUUUUUGUUUUUGUUUUUUUUUUCCUUCUUCUUUUCCUCUUGUAUUUGGAAAACAAGGAUCACACUUCCCCUUCCGGUUCCUUUCCUUACUCCCUUUUCUAACACGGGGGGAAACCCGGAUGGAUUUUAGGAUUGGACUGGCGUCAGCGGUGUUUUAUUGCGCACCUACAUCCUGAUCACAGGUUUUCAUUUCCCCUCAAAGCCUUGGUUUUGGCAGUUAAGCCAAAUGUGUUUCCCAGAAAGUUAGUUCACGUAUUUUCUCCUUUCUUUCCUCUUCUUUUUCCCCAUCUGACCCCACACAUGGCUGUCCAGACCUGAGGGGACAGCAGCUUUAGUUCUGACCCUGCAGUGUGGCAGUCCGCUAAUAUUGCCAGAGGGUGCAGCUUCGGGGUACCGGGAUUUUAGCCAUUCAGUCAUCUUAGCAGGGAGAAAAAUGACUUGUUUCUGUUGUACUUGAGUCUUAAGAAAAAGUGCCCCUAGUUUAGUGACAAUUUCAAAGGCUUUAGUACCACCUGUAUUUCAAAAUGGGGGACCCAAACUCCCGGAAGAAACACGCUCUGAACAGACUACGUGCUCAGCUUAGAAAGAAAAAGGAAUCUCUAGCUGACCAGUUUGACUUCAAGAUGUAUAUUGCCUUUGUAUUCAAGGAGAAGAAGAAAAAAUCCGCACUUUUUGAAGUGUCUGAGGUUAUACCAGUCAUGACAAAUAAUUAUGAAGAAAAUAUCCUGAAGGGUGUGCGAGACUCCAGCUACUCCCUGGAGAGUUCCAUAGAGCUCCUGCAGAAGGACGUGGUGCAGCUCCACGCCCCCCGGUACCAGUCCAUGCGCAGGGAUGUAAUUGGCUGUACUCAGGAGAUGGAUUUCAUUCUUUGGCCUCGGAAUGAUAUUGAGAAAAUUGUCUGUCUCCUGUUUUCUAGGUGGAAGGAAUCUGAUGAACCUUUUAGGCCGUUCAGGCCUGCACUGCAUCUCACCCCGGAAGGGUGCUGUGCCGUGUUAGGGCCCCGCCUCACGGUGAGGGAGCGGCAGAAGAUGGGCGCAGGGAUCUGGAGGCCCCGGUUGGCCAAAUUCGAGUUUCAUCACGGUGACUAUGAGAAACAGUUUCUGCAUGUACUGAGCCGCAAGGACAAGACUGGAAUCGUUGUCAACAACCCUGAGCAGUCAGUGUUUCUCUUCAUUGACAGACAGCACCUGCAGACUCCAAAAAACAAAGCUACAAUCUUCAAGUUAUGCAGCAUCUGCCUGUACCUGCCGCAGGAGCAGCUCACCCACUGGGCGGCCGGCACCGUCGAGGAUCACCUCCGUCCUUACAUGCCGGAGUAGAGUCCCCCCAGCAGACGGAGAAGACCCGGAGAGCACAGCAGCAGCGUUUGUUUUCUCACCACUUUAUUCUUUCAGAGUUAAAGCACACGGACUCAUGCGCAGAACACGAUGCAUUUUGAAACUUGUUCAUCCUGGAUUGUUUUAAUCAUUUGUAUCUCAGAACUUAAAAAAAUUCGGUGUCUCCUGCAUGGACUGGGAGAAGGUGCUUUGCGUACUUGCUGCACUGCAUCAGCAUCUUGCCGAGUGAGGCGGAGGACUGUUGUUCACUGACAUGCCUAGGUGUACCCGCGAGCACAGGCGGCGCCGGUUCUGACGGUCUCCCCAUUUGUGCUGGGCUUUGCCUGUUUGACAUUUGUCAUCAGUGUUUUGAGGGUGAGAAGUGAAUGUAACAGGUACAGAUAACAUUUUUAAAAACUUAAUAGCUUUGCUAUAAUCACCGUUGUUCCAGAGCACUGUCAGAGUCAUUCUAAUGACCAGAAGUGGUUGUUUAAAAAGAGAAAAUACAACCAUGGGAAAGAAAUCGUAAAUGAAAUACGCAUCUCAUGGAAGGCAUUCUUGCCUCAUCUUGCCGGGCCAUGUUUGUUUCCUGGUAUUCAUAAGUACGUGUGUUUUUUUCUAGAUCUCCUUCCCCAAGUUGCUGUUCUAGGAGGGUACUCUGCCGAGCGUGGGCGAUAGCACGCGAGAGCAGCCCUGGAGUCUGAAGCACUAAAGCAGCUGUCAAACAAGCACGCUCACGGCUGCAGAGACAGGAUAGGGAGACGACUUUGCUUUU